UAGAGUGAGUUGGUCCUGCGAGGCGUCUGUGUGAAGAUAAAGCUGAAAUACAACCAAUAUUUUCGUCUGGGAAAUAUCCGAGCAAUGAAAUGAGAUGACAGGGGCGAAGAAGGCUGAGCUGUCACAGUGAUGGAGGGGCCCACAGAGGACAGCUUGUGUGGCAAAUGGAGAAACGGCUGCAGAUUGGACAGAGACAGGCUGAAGGACAUUUUCUCAUGCCGGCUGCUGAAGACCAUCGCCAUGGGGCAGGUCCUGUCCCUGCUGAUCUGUGGGACGGCGGGCAGCUGCCAGUACCUGGCCGACGCCGGGGUGGAGACGCCGAUGCUGCAGAGCUUCCUGAACUACGCCCUGCUGCUGCUCACCUACACCCCCAUCCUCUGCAUCCACAAAGGUGACACCAACAUCCUGAAGAUCCUCAGAACCAAGUGGUGGAAGUAUCUGGUGAUGGGUCUGGCUGAUGUGGAGGCGAACUACACGGUGGUGAAGGCGUACCAGUUCACCACUCUGACCAGCAUUCAGCUGCUGGACUGCUUCGUGAUCCCGGUGCUGAUGGUUCUCUCGUGGAUCUUCCUGAAGACGCGCUACAGACCGCUGCACUUCAUAGCCGUGGUGGUGUGCCUGUUGGGAGUGGGGGCCAUGGUGGGGGCCGACAUCAUUGCCGGGAGGGACCAGGGAUCCCCCAGUGAUAUGGUUCUGGGUGACGGCUUGGUUCUGCUCAGCUCCGUCCUCUAUGCUGUGUCCAACCUGUGCCAGGAGCACACGGUGAAGAACCUGAGCCGGGUCGAGUUCCUGGGAAUGAUGGGACUGUUCGGGACUCUGAUCAGCGGCGCACAGCUGGCUGCGCUAGAAAUCAAUGCUGUUAAGGCGAUAAAACUGGAUCUGUACAUCUUCAUGCUGUUUGCGGUCUACGCGCUGUGCAUGUACGCGCUGUACAGCUUCAUGCCGGUGGUGGUGAGGCUGACCAGCGCCACGGCCGUCAACCUGUCGCUGCUCACCGCCGACCUGUUCAGCCUCUUCUGCGGCCUUUUCCUCUUCAACUACCAGUUUUCUGUGCUGUACAUCGUCUCGUUCAUCGUCAUCACCGUGGGUUUCAUCAUGUUCAACGCCGUGCCGACGCUCUCCGCCGUGCCGGAUGGCGCCGGCCCGCAGGAGGCUGACAACGUCGCCGAUCCGGCCGCCGACCGGCUGCUGGCUGCAGGCGGAGACGCUCAGAGAACUGGAUCGGUCGGGAUGUUCACGACUCUCUGAUGGAACCAGGUUCUGUAACGGAGGCCAGUUAUGUUACGAGUUACACCAAAUGGUUUUCUGUUCAAAAGCCAGGCAGACAGUUUACAGUCCGGGUCACGGACCUUUUUGGUUUUUUCUGUUUCUGAAUCAUGUGACUGUUGUUACUGAAGAAUAUGUAAUAUUCCCGAUAAGUUUAGCAGGUUGGAUCAUUAUAAUAACCUGAUUCUGUCGCUCUCUACUCCUCAUUGCACCAGCAUGUGGCCCAGUCUUCCCUUCCUGCCUCCAGUAAACAAACCAGUUCAGAACCAGUGAGCUGAAGCUGCUACACAUUCAUUGAUCUUUAUUUUUGUGGUCCAAUAUUUGACUUAGUUUCAGAGAUAAACUGUUUUUAAAGUUCUCCACUCUGCUGGUUCUAAAAACUAAAAACCAGAUUCUAAUCAAACAAAAUAAAAUAAUUAUGUAUUUUAAAAACUUCUUUAACUAUUCCUCUUGACCUAAAGGGUGCAGAACAAGUUUGUAUUUCUCUGGACUAUUUCUACAAAAUCACAUUUCUUACAGUAAAUUAUUGUAAAAUACCUUUCAAUUUCUGCCUUAAUACGUGUGAAAACUGAUUUCAGUUUGUUACUAAACAUCCUAAAGGUCUCGGAUACUUUUACCUCCAGAAAGUGGAAAAAAAUCACCAAAAAUGAAACAAAACCACAAAUAUAUGAAACGGUGAAACCAUCUGAAAUGUUCCUAAACAUUAAUUUAGUUGAACUGAUGCGAUCGGACUGAUCUCAGUGUCUGGUGAACGAGAACCGAUGCUUAAUAAUAUCACAUUAACCUUCAUGUCCAGGUUUGUGCCAAUAUGAAUGUCUGAUAUUAAAACUAUUAUGUUGCCAAUAACUGAUACCUGAUAUAUUUAUCGUCUCUU
Molecule: messenger RNA, 2140 nt
Organism: Poeciliopsis prolifica (blackstripe livebearer)
Lineage: Eukaryota; Metazoa; Chordata; Actinopteri; Cyprinodontiformes; Poeciliidae
Gene: slc35f2
Product: solute carrier family 35 member F2
Exons: 9
Coding region: 130-1248 (372 amino acids)
Biological process (GO): transmembrane transport
Cellular component (GO): membrane
Molecular function (GO): transmembrane transporter activity
Source: RefSeq, a predicted model, not a curated record